AUGAUCCCGGGAGCGGCAGCUGCGGCCGUGCGCCGCGCCGCGCUGCUCCCUCAACUUGAACACGCUCUCGCCUCGGCGACGAAUCCUGCCCUUGGUUCUCCUUCCUCCCUUAGUCUCGGUUUUGCCUCGACAAUCUCUCCUAUUACCCCCGCUCGAAUCGCCUUGCCUAUCCCCAUUAGCAAGCCGACAGCAAUUCGUCCGUUCUGCUCCCAGACCGGAGCUCGCGAUGCCCCAACUACCCGCUCUGCGAUCUCCGCGACGGGCUCGAUGCCCCUGAGGACGAGCCAAUGGCUCGGCCUGACGACGACUUCGAGCGUCGCGACGACAAUGGCGAGGUGGACAUCCCCCAUGACCAUUCUCCGACAGCUGUCGACCUCGCGGUCCACGCUGCAAGAGAACAAGUCUAAGACAGAAGAAGACACUACGACGGUUACCUCUACCUCUCCCUCAAAUACGACACAGACGCCGGCAUACAACCACACGCAAGGGUUCCAGCUCAGCGAAAAGGCCGCCAAAGCCGCGCACGUCAACAUGCGCGCGCGCCUCUCUAAGGAAGGAAAGGGUCAAGGACGUGAUGGCAAGCCCGGCAUGGCCGAGAUUUGGCGCCUGCUCAAGAUUGCGCGCCCGGAGCUCAAGUGGUUGUCUGCUGCGUUCGUCCUGCUGCUGAUUUCAUCGGCUGUCACUAUGUCGAUCCCCUUCUCGGUUGGCCGGAUUCUGGAUCUGUCGACCAAAGGCGAGAUGGAUGAGGUGCGCCUGCUUGGUCUGACCAUGCGCCAAUUUUUCAUCGGAUUGGGUAUGCUCCUGACGCUGGGUGCCUGCGCUAACUUUGGACGGAUUGUCCUGCUGCGCAUGGUUGGUGAGCGGGUUGUUGCUAGGUUGAGGACUCAAUUGUACCGGAGGACGUAUAUCCAGGACGCCGAGUUCUUCGAUGCCAACCGCGUGGGCGACCUGAUCUCGCGCCUUGGUUCCGACACCAUCAUCGUCGGAAAGAGUGUCACGCAGAACAUUUCGGAUGGUCUCCGCGCGCUGGUCAGUGGUGCAGCCGGCUUCGUCAUGAUGGCCUGGCUCAGCCCCAAGCUGACGUCGCUCAUCUUCGUGAUGGCUCCUCCCAUCGCGCUAGGCGCCUUCUUCUUUGGGCGCGCCAUGCGCAGUCUCAGCCGGCAGCUGCAGAAGAACGUGGGCACGCUGACCAAGAUCGGCGAGGAGAGACUCGGUAACAUCAAGACCAGCCAAGCCUUCGCGGGCGAGAUCCAGGAACUGCGCCGGUACAGCAACCAGGUGCGCAAGAUCUUCGCCCUCGGCCGUCGCGAGGCCAUCAUCUCCGGCACUUUCUUCGCGUCUACCUCCUGGGCAGGCAACAUGACCAUCCUGGCCAUGCUCAUCGUCGGCGGCAACCUCGUUAGAAGCGGCACCAUGACCCUCGGCGACCUGACCUCUUUCAUGAUGUAUACCGCUUUCGCAGGCUCCUCUCUCUUCGGCCUCUCGGGCUUCUACUCCGAGCUCAUGAAGGGCGUUGGCGCAGCCAGCCGGCUCUUCGAACUCCAAGACCGCAAGCCCAUUAUCCCCUCUACCGUCGGCAUCAAGGUCGCCUCCGCCCAAGGGCCCAUCCGCUUUGAAAACGUCCACUUCUCGUACCCGACCCGCCCGGCGGUCUCCAUCUUCAACGGCCUGACCUUCGAAAUUCCCUCCGGCAGCAACGUCUGCAUCGUCGGCCCCUCCGGCGGCGGCAAGUCGACCGUUGCGUCCCUCCUCCUCCGCUUCUACAGCCCUACUUCCGGCCGCAUCACCAUCAACGGUGUGGACAUCUCCACCAUGAACGUCAAGUCUCUGCGUCGACGCAUCGGCGUCGUCGCGCAGGAACCCGUCCUCUUCUCCGGCACCAUCGCAGAGAACAUUGCCUACGGCAAGCCAGAUGCCACGAGGGCUGAGAUCGUCGCUGCGGCGAGGAAGGCAAAUUGCGGGUUUAUCAGCGACUUCCCCGACGGCCUAGAAACCCAAGUUGGCGCGCGCGGCGCGCAGUUGUCUGGUGGUCAAAAGCAGCGGAUCGCGAUCGCCCGCGCGCUGCUCAAGGACCCGGAUAUCCUGAUCUUAGACGAGGCGACGUCGGCACUAGACGCCGAGAGCGAGACGCUGGUCAACAGCGCGUUAGCAGAGCUGUUUAAGGGGAGGAGUACCACGAUCUCGAUUGCGCAUCGGCUGUCAACGAUUAAGAGGAGUGAUCGGAUCAUUGUGUUAAGUAGCGAGGGAACUGUUGCGGAGGUCGGCACGUAUGCCGAGCUGAGUGCGAAUAAGGAGAGCGCGUUUAGCAAGUUGAUGGAGUGGCAGAUGAGUGGCGGAGAGGUGCCGGCUGAGUGUAGGACGCCGUCGGCGGGACCGAGGAUUAUGGAGAGUGAGGAGAUUGAGGAGGAACUGGUUGAGGAGGAAGAGGAGGAGGGAGAGGGGGGGAGGAGGGAGAGGGCUUGA
Molecule: messenger RNA, 2463 nt
Organism: Thermochaetoides thermophila DSM 1495
Lineage: Eukaryota; Fungi; Ascomycota; Sordariomycetes; Sordariales; Chaetomiaceae
Product: putative ATP-binding cassette protein
Exons: 1
Coding region: 1-2463 (820 amino acids)
Biological process (GO): transmembrane transport
Cellular component (GO): membrane
Molecular function (GO): ATP hydrolysis activity; ABC-type oligopeptide transporter activity; ATP binding
Source: RefSeq, a predicted model, not a curated record